AUGUACAACAGUUUCAAGACGUAUUGUUUCUACGAAGCAGUUUUCGGCUUUCUUAUAGAAAUAGCCUGGCAACACUUGGUCUACAUAAGUUUGUAUAGUACUGAUAGUAUGACUUUACGGUAUAAUGACGUACAAAUUACUCUCAAAAUGGCCCCAAAAUCGGCUGAUGCGAAUGGGGUGCUCUUUGAGUCAGAUGCUGCUACGCCUGAUUUGGCCCUCCCCAACCGUCCAAUUGAACAAGCGGACGAUCAGCCGAAGCAACUUGUUUGGAGGAAUAUUAUUUUGUUUGCUUACCUCCAUCUUGCUGCUAUCUAUGGAGGUUAUCUCUUCCUGUUCUCCGCCAAAUGGCAAACGGACAUAUUUGCCUACAUAUUGUACGUGAUGUCGGGGCUGGGUAUCACAGCAGGUGCUCAUAGACUUUGGGCUCAUAAGUCGUAUAAAGCAAAAUGGCCGCUCAGACUCAUACUUGUCAUUUUCAACACAUUGGCUUUCCAGGAUUCCGCGAUAGACUGGGCACGGGAUCACCGCAUGCACCACAAAUACUCUGAAACUGAUGCUGACCCGCACAAUGCAACACGUGGCUUUUUCUUCUCGCACAUCGGAUGGCUUCUAGUGCGCAAACAUCCCGAGCUGAAGAGAAAGGGCAAGGGGCUCGACAUCAGCGAUUUGUACGCCGACCCGAUACUUCGAUUCCAAAAGAAGUACUAUUUGCUAUUGAUGCCGAUCGGGUGCUUCAUCCUGCCUACAGUGAUCCCUGUUUACUGCUGGGGCGAGAGCUGGAUCAACGCGUUUUUUGUCGCAGCGCUAUUCCGUUACGCCUUCAUACUCAACGUGACUUGGCUGGUGAACUCUGCUGCACACAAAUGGGGCGACAAGCCCUACGAUAAGAGCAUUGAGCCCUCCGAAAACAUAUCCGUUUCCAUUUUCGCACUCGGCGAGGGCUUCCACAACUACCACCAUACAUUCCCCUGGGAUUACAAAACCGCCGAACUCGGUAACAACAGGCUAAAUUUCACAACAAACUUCAUCAACUUCUUCGCUAAAAUCGGUUGGGCAUAUGAUCUGAAGACUGUAUCCGAUGAGAUAGUCCGCAAUAGAGUAAAGCGCACUGGUGAUGGGUCACAUCACCUUUGGGGCUGGGGUGACAAGGAUCACUCCAAGGACGAGAUGGAUGCUGCUAUUAGAAUUAACCCUAAGGAUGAUUAG
Molecule: messenger RNA, 1206 nt
Organism: Parnassius apollo (apollo)
Lineage: Eukaryota; Metazoa; Arthropoda; Insecta; Lepidoptera; Papilionidae
Source: the annotation of a GenBank genome assembly